This is a messenger RNA of Prunus armeniaca (apricot), 462 nucleotides long. Lineage: Eukaryota; Viridiplantae; Streptophyta; Magnoliopsida; Rosales; Rosaceae. The record is from the annotation of a GenBank genome assembly.
AUGUUUUUUAUGAAGUCAUGUGGAGAGUUUUGGGGGAGGACAUGGAACAUACAAGACAUAUUCACAUUGGCUGUGAUUUUGGCCUUGCAUUCUCUUUGUGCAUUUGUGCCCUUUCAUUUCAAUUGGCCCGCAUUUUGGGUGGCCGUCACUUUGUACGUUGUGACGGGUUUAGGACUCACGCUUUGCUACCAUAGAAGUCUUACCCACAGAGGUUUGAGGCUUCCAAAUGGCUCGAGUACCUCUUUGCCUAUUGUGGUGUUCUGUCACUUCAGUCCAAUUGAAUGGGUGAGUAACCAUCGGUACCACCAUCAGUUUACUGACACAGAGAAGGACCCUCACAGCCCCAUCCAGAGCUUAUGGCAUAGUCACAUCGGUUGGAUCUUUGAUACCCGUCGUCCUCGAUGUGAACGUGUUUACUAUAUGCUGUGGGUGGAUUUCCCUUCUUGGUCUGGGCAGUGGUGA